AUGGCUGCCGCAGCAUCUAUCGCCCAUGCCAUCAACUUCCGUCUUCCCUAUGCGGCGAUCACAAACGGCAAACCCGUGGCAGCUCUUCCUUCUGCUUCCUUCAUUAGCUUUGGCGCCACUCGAUCGCCUCUUCCAUCGACUAAUUCAGUUGCUAGAUUGACGUUUUCUAAGAGCAUAAUUGUUCCCCGAGCAUCAGAAACCACUGCUGUUGAGGAUGGGAGUUACAGAGAUAUGGAUGGAGUGCCGACUCCCAAGGUGAUAAUCGACCUGGACUCUGAUCCAGAUGCAACUGUUGUCGAGAUCACCUUUGGUGAUCGCCUUGGAGCACUUGUGGAUACUAUGACAGCACUGAAAAACCUUGGACUAAAUGUGGUGAAGGGUAAUGUCUUCUUGGAUUCUUCUGGGAAGCAUAACAGAUUUGCCAUCACGAAAGCUGAUAGUGGUAGGAAGGUUGAAGAUCCAGAGCUCCUUGAGGCAAUUCGUUUGACAAUAAUUAACAAUCUACUUAAGUAUCACCCAGAAUCAAGUAGUAAGUUAGCGAUGGGAGUCUUCUUCGGUGCACAACCACCAAAUCAGCAGGUAGAUGUGGACAUCGCAACCCAUAUAACCAUCUCGGAUGAAAGUCUCAAUCGAAGCUUAUUGAGUGUGGAAACAGCUGAUCGCCCUGGUUUAUUGGUGGACCUUGUGAAGGUCAUCAGUGACACCAAUAUUGCAGUUGAAUCAGGAGAGUUUGACACCGAGGGUUUGUUGGCCAGAUCGAAGUUUCAUAUCAGCUACGAUGGUAAAGCUGUCCCCAAGCCUCGUCAACAGGUUCUUGCUAACAGCUUGCAGUAUUUCUUGAGGCGUCCUGCAACGGAGGACUCCAGCUUUUAA
This is a messenger RNA of Linum trigynum, 873 nucleotides long. The record is from the annotation of a GenBank genome assembly. NCBI's taxonomy places the organism in Eukaryota, Viridiplantae, Streptophyta, Magnoliopsida, Malpighiales, Linaceae.